CAAAUUUUGACUGCAUUCCGAUAUGGCCGGCCGGGCUCUAUUUACACCCCGGGCUGUAGGGGUUUAAAUAGUUUCAGCUUCAAAACUGAUCAAAUUGACAUUCGCGUCGCCGAGAAAAUGCACAGAAGCUAUAGCUGACACAAAACUGCGCGUAGGUUUUCCCCCUACGCAAAAAAUGCAGCGAUUUUCUUCAAAAUCAGUGUCUCUGAUCAAAAAAUGCCAUCUUUCCCUUCUUUCCUCCCAACCAAACAGCCACUUUCACCUCAUCCCCAGUGAAUCCUAUUCUUCUGUCACAUCCCAUUUCUCUUCCACUGAUUCCCAAUCAGUUUCACCCGAAAACCCAUCAAAAUUCAACCCAAAUCACACACCCUCCAAAACCUAUUCCAACACUGAAAUUCCCAUCAAGUCCAAAAGAGGGUUUGGUCUCAUUUGCCUCGAAAACGAUCUAGACAACUCCACCACUGACCACAACGACGACGAGUUUUCCUCUGAUGUCGAAAAGGUUUACAGAAUUCUCAGAAAAUUCCAUUCUAGGGUUCCAAAAUUAGAGCUUGCUUUGCAACAAUCAGGCGUCGUCGUGAGGUCGGGGCUAACAGAACGAGUCCUGAGUCGUUGUGGCGACGCCGGAAACUUAGGGUAUAGAUUCUUCGUAUGGGCUUCGAAGCAACCUGGUUAUAGACAUAGUUACGAUGUGUACAAGGCUGUGAUCAAGAGUCUGGCGAAAAUGAGGCAAUUCGGUGCUGUUUGGGCGCUAAUUGAGGAGAUGAGAUCAGAGAAUCCUCAACUCAUUGCGCCUGAAGUAUUUGUUGUGUUGAUGAGGCGAUUCGCAUCCGCGAGAAUGGUGAAAAAGGCGAUAGAGGUAUUGGAUGAGAUGCCCAAAUAUGGAUGUGAACCAGAUGAAUAUGUGUUUGGAUGUUUGUUGGAUGCUUUGUGCAAGAAUGGUAGUGUAAAAGAUGCAGCUUCCCUGUUUGAUGAAAUGAGAAUGAGGUUUACGCCGACUAUUAAGCAUUUUACUUCAUUGUUGUAUGGUUGGUGUAGAGAGGGAAAGCUUAUGGAGGCAAAAUUUGUAUUGGUUAAGAUGAGGGAAUCGGGGUUUGAACCAGACAUUGUGGUGUAUAAUAAUUUGCUUAAUGGGUAUGCUGUUGCAGGGAAAAUGGCAGAUGCUUUUGAUCUUUUGCAAGAGAUGAGGAGGAAGGGUUGUGAGCCAAAUGUGACAUCAUUCACGAUUUUGAUUCAGGCCCUUUGUUCUCAGGAAAAAAUGGAGGAGGCGAUGCGGGUUUUCAUGGAUAUGCAGAGGAGUGGCUGUGAGGCAGAUAUUGUGACUUACACUACUUUGAUUAGUGGUUUCUGUAAGUGGGGAAAGAUUGAUAGGGGUUAUGAGAUUUUGGACAGUAUGAUACAGAGAGGACAUAGUCCAAAUCCCACAACUUAUUUGCAUAUUUUGAUGGCACAUGAGAAGAAGGAAGAGUUGGAGGAGUGUUUAGAACUUGUGGAGGAGAUGAAGAAGAUUGGUUGUAUGCCUGAUCUCAAUAGCUACAACACAGUAAUUCGAGUGGCGUGUAAGUUGGGAGAGGUUAAAGAAAGUGUUCAACUUUGGAAUGAUAUGGAAGGAAAUGGACUGAGUCCGGGGCUUGACACAUUUGUGAUUAUGAUUCAUGGGUUUCUUGAGCAAGGUUGUUUGGUUGAAGCUUGUGAGUACUUCAAAGAAAUGGUAGGAAGAGGUCUUCUAUCUGCUCCUCAAUAUGGUAUCUUGAAGGACCUUCUUAAUACCCUACUAAGAGCAGAUAAACUCGAAUUGAGUAAAGAUGUUUGGAGUUGCAUAGUGACUAAAGGAUGUGAACUUAAUGUGUAUGCUUGGACAAUCUGGAUUCAUGCACUUUUCUCAAAAGGGCACGUGAAGGAGGCUUGUUCGUACUGUUUGGACAUGAUGGAUGCUGAAUUGAUGCCCCAGCCAGAUACUUUUGCUAAGCUCAUGAGGGGUCUGAGGAAAUUGUACAACAGAGAGAUCGCAGCGGAGAUUACUGAGAAGGUGAGGAAGAUGGCUGAAGAGAGACAAAUAACCUUUAAGAUGUAUAAAAGACGAGGUGAGAGGGACUUGAAAGAGAAGGUUAAGGCGAAAAAAGAUGGGAGGAAGAGGAGGGCUCGUCGACGCCAGUGGGGAAAGGGCCGUGGUAAAGCAAACUUGGUGUAACUUAAAUCACGAAGAUGCUGUGAAGUAAAUCUGUUUGUCUUGCAUAGUGGGUGCAGAUGACUGUUUCCCACUGAGUUCUUGCAUAUGCACUAUUUAUGAUGGGAAAGAUACUGGACUCUCUUGUUGCUUGGAAGAUUUUUAUUCCAAUCAUUGGUGACAAUCUAUUGCAACGAGCACUUCAUCCGAACAAUGCAGGAGAGCUGCUUCUUGUCUCAGUCAUUUUAUUUCCCAUAUGUAUGUAUUGGACUCUAGUGCAUCCAAUCCUGAUGAACAACAGGAAACUAUUUUGCAAGUUCUUGAGAAGAUUGGAGUAUCUGAGGAAAAGAUUGAGAAUAUGAUUGAAAUUUGAACCAAGUCAAUGAAGUGGUGCAGAAGACAUUGAUGUGGCAUGUGAGCAUUGUUGUGGAGAACCUGUUGAUGAUUGUGAUGACAAUAGUGAAGAAAUUUUGUCGGAGCUAUCAUGAGAUCUUGAGGAGCAAUGCAAUUACUCUGCUCUGAUGGCUGGCUCUUAUCAGGAGACGAGCAAGAGACUUUUUUCAAUGAGAUGAGAUGGGAAACUCCAAAUGACCAACAAAGUAUGUUGUGUGCAAAAAGAUGGAAGGCCCAACAGGAGAGAGAAUGAAAUUUUUUUGGAAGGCGCAUAAAAACUCGUCUUCAGGUGAGCUUAUCAAUUUUCUAAUUGCUAUUUGGAAUCUUCUGUGUGCGGAAUCACAUUGAGAUUUUGAGUGUUCUUAUGGUAAUGUACUCAUAUGGGGGUUGUGACUUUGGGUAGUAGUGUCUUUGGCUCUUGAGGUAUGUUCUUUACAAUGGACUUGUCUUGGUUUUAGCAUAUGUAAACCACAUAGCAAGCUCUCGAUGAAGACAAUUUGUAAUAGAGUAAUGUUAUACAAACAAAAAAAUUCAUACAUAAUUUUCAUAUACAAUAAUGUGGCUCAUUACCCUUGGUAUGGAAGCAGUUGCUUUU
Molecule: messenger RNA, 3155 nt
Organism: Camellia sinensis
Lineage: Eukaryota; Viridiplantae; Streptophyta; Magnoliopsida; Ericales; Theaceae
Product: Pentatricopeptide repeat (PPR) superfamily protein
Molecular function (GO): protein binding
Source: RefSeq, a predicted model, not a curated record